Messenger RNA from Paramecium octaurelia, 9051 nucleotides. NCBI's taxonomy places the organism in Eukaryota, Ciliophora, Oligohymenophorea, Peniculida, Parameciidae. The record is from the annotation of a GenBank genome assembly.
AUGGAAGAAGAAUAAUAAAUCUUGAAAUAUGGAGACAAUAUUAUUCUGAGAUGCAUGGUAGACAACAAAAUCUAUUAUCUACUUGCUCGAAACGAACAGUACCUUAUGGAGACUAGGUUGUAAUUAGGUAACUCUUGCACCUUUAAUAUGUAUAAUUUCCCUCAACAUAUGGUGUUUACUGUGUUUCCCAAGCUUUUAUACGAAGCCCAAAAGAAAUACAAUUCCGACUAGUAGUUUGGAGCCUCUCUGGACUUUUAGAAGCAACUCCUUUAUACGAGAAUGGAGACUGAAAAAAAAUAUAAUCAAAAUCUUUUGAAGUAAACUAAGGGACAAAAAAUCAUGUAUGGAGAUACGAUAAUGCUCUAUCAACCAUUGAGUUAAGUAUUUUUGUUAAGAGCAGAAAAUAAUAAUUCAAAUUCAAAUAUAGGAACCAUUUUGAGUUCCUCAAUGUAUUUUACAGUCCAACCUGAUCCCUUGGCAUUGGACAUCAAAUAAGGAUGUCCAGUCCAUUCCUUUGAUCAGUUUCUGCUUGUUUAAAGUGACACCAUCUUAAAAUUUGACACUCUCCAAGAAAUUUAUCGAUUGCCUGAGGUUGUUAAAUCUCACAACCUUGAUCACAACAAUCAGUUUCUAACUAUCCCAGCAAUGAUUGAAAAUCAAUACCAAUUUAAAUUCUACAAAGCCCAAUACAGACAAUUCGCAACAGAUUCGAAAGAAUCCAUAAGCCAUAACACACUACAAGCAAUAGUAUUAAAAUAAGACAAAGAUAAACUCCAUUUGUUCUAUGGUUAGUAUGUAAGAAUAGUCCAUAUGUAAUAAAAAAUAAAGAAGGAACGAUAGGAAUCAAGAGUUAGAUCAAUUAAAAUAGAGGAUGCCCAAGAAAAUUAAAUCAAUAAAGGGUAUUUGACAUCCUCAAUCAAUGCUGUUGGGUGUUACCCAUAAGUGUAUCUGUAGAUCAAUGAUGUCUAAAAUGCCGAUUUAAUUGAAAAGGCAGCAUCAAUUUUCUAGAUCUUGCCAGAGAACGAUCAAAAGUACAGUGAUGAAAUCUAAUUCAGUGUUGGUAAUAAACCAAAUUUGGUGGGUUACACUACUUUCUUGCUUAGACACAUGUUGACAGGCGAGUUCUUAAGAGUCAAUCCCUUUGAUAAUAAACUCUAAUUGUCCAAAGAAAUUAUCAACAAAUAUAGACAAAUUAAUACUCUGUCAUCUAAAAAGUUAGAUGCUGUAAAAUAAACUGAACCAAAAUCAACCACGCAAAAAAACUUACCAGGAAUCAAAUUGUAUAGAAAUCUGAUGAAUUAACAAAAUAACAAUCUUUAAAAUAAUAUCGCUAAUCAAUAAGAUGAUCGCAUAGCCACUCAAUACUAAUAAACCUAAAGUAAUUAGGAAGAAUUUGAUCAAGAUUCUUGUUUGGCAGAUCAUCAAUUACUAUUUGUUACUAAAUUAGGCAAUAAUCCCAUAUUCUAUAAGGAUUAAUUGCCAUUCACUAAUGAUACCACUUUCAAUAUUGCUACAAAGGAUGGGAAAAGUCCAAUUGAAGUUGACAACUAAGAAGAGGGUGGAUAUCAGGUUAAAUUAAUUACUAAAUUGGGAAUGUUUAAUCAAUAUGGUGAAGAGAAUGUGGAGUAAGCCUUAUAUAGAUAAUUGCAUGAAGAGUGGGUGACUUUGAUCCCUGAUUUGGAUUCUUUCAUGAAGAAGAACAAAUAUCAAUUGUCAGCUUAAGAAAAGUAAGUUCUUGAGUUUAUAGAGUAUGAAAAGAAGAGACAAGCCAAAAACAAGGUUGAUAUGCGACAUUACAAAUCUGACGAUGAAACUUUUAAACCUACUUUCAUUAACUUGAAUCCUCUUAAUACUAAGUACAUGGAUGUAUUGGCAUCUGAGGAAUUUUCAGGAUCGAAUUUUAAAUUUGAAGUUGUAGACCAAAGUGAAAUUGAAGAAUUGAGUGAAGUCUUAGAUUUGAUGUUUCCUAUCGUUGCUUUGGCUAAAAACUCUAUCCAAUUGUCCACUUUAAAAUUCAAAUUCAAAGAUCUUAAAUUUAAAGAUUCCAAAGAAUAAAAAGAUCUUGCAUCUCAAUUUCUUAGAUGCCAGGCCCAAACUGUUUAAAAUGUAAAUCAAGCAGUUAAGUCUCUCAUUAAAAUUAUGUUAUGGUUGACUGCCAGUUAGGAAACCUUGGCCUAAGAAAAUCUAAUCUCUGAACCUUUGGUAAGGAGACAAUGCAUUGCCAGGGAAAUCGGUUGCAUAGAUUAUGUGAAUAAAAUUAUCUAUGAAUUGAAUAUCAAUGGGUUAUUGUAUGAGGACAAAGAUUCUAAUAGACAAGAUGAGAUUUAGGAGGAAGUCUAAGAGGAGGAAAUAUUUUAAUAGGAUAUCAAUUAAUUAAUAGAUGCACUUUCCUCAUUUUUAUAAUUGGUAUGCAAGAAUUCCAGUGAUAAUUCUCUGUAUGUCGUUUAAUGGUAUUGUCUCUAUAAGCAUAUCCUGCUUAGAGGACAAGUCAACGAUUUAAUGAAACUAGACAUCUUGAUUACACAGUUAUUCCAAUAAUCUGAUGUUAUGGUUUCCUUUGAAUUUGAAGUCACUCAAUUAUCGAAAGAAACCAAAUUCACAAAUUACAACAAACAUGCAUUUAAUUUGUUGAUUGCCUUUUGUCUCUUCACCGAAUUUAGAAAAAAGGAAGGAAUCGAAGGAAUUAUAGAUCAUAUCUUUAAACAAAAUAAGGAUUCCAUAUUCUCUCAAUAUAUAUUUGAUGGCAACUUUCAAUCGGUGUUGAGAGAGAAACUCCAAGACUUCUCAAAAACGAUCAGAAAGUCUAUUGAUUCUAACAAUCCAAGUUAGAGUCCAUUAAUGAUAGAUGGAGUCAAUCUCCCAAACAAAUAACAACAACACGACUAUAUCAUAUCUUGUGUGAGAUUGGCUUCAGAAAUAUCUAAAUCAUCUCCAGCUUUGACUCUAAAGGAAAUUAAGACCUUGUUCCCCUUCUACACUGUUGCCUAAAUAAUCCAAGACAAUAGCAUUUCUUCAUUAACAAAAUCAUACUUCUUAGAGCUGUUCCAGAAUUCAUACAUGGCCAAACACUUAAAGCCUUUGCCAAUGGCCCAAUUCCCUUAAUAUUUGAAAAUGGUAGUGAAACAGUAAAAGGGGAAAGGAUUCUUGUCACUUUUUAAAAAAGAAGAGUAUGAGAUCAUUCUCUAUGCUUUUGCUCAGAAAAAGAUAUCUGAUGUCUACAAGAAGGUGGCACAGAAAUAUUUAGUCGAAAGUGAUAAGACUGUGGACUUUUGGCUGUAUUUAUCAGAUUUCAUUUCAAAUUUCUGGAAAACCAAGUCAAUUUAUGAAAUUAAAGGGAAUGAUCAUGUUUAUAUCAAAUAACUCAUUUUAACAUUUACAGAAUUUUUAAAAAAAGGAUUAUUUAUUGAAUAUCUUAGCAACGCUCACAACUUCUAUAAUAUGUACCAUAAAUUCAUUGAAUUCUUGAAGAACUCUGUUGUAUCAGCUACUUUGGAAGAGAAGUACAUCAAACAUUAGUUGUAAGGCAAUAAAAAAUCAAAAGAAUAGAAACCUUUAGAGGUGAAAGAUUACUUAUUUGAAAGUACCGUGACAUAGAGGGCAGUGUCUAGAACGACGACUUAUGCAAAGAGUAUGAUUUGGCUUGACGAACUAAUUGAGAUUCUGAUUCUGCUAGAAUAGUUUUAAUAAUCGAGGAUGGCAGAUUAAUUUAUUAUCACAGAAGACAAUUAAACUAUAUUUGAUGAUCUUCAAUACUUAUAGAAGUUCGCAAAGGACAAAAAGUAUGCAGAUGUAGUCUAAAGAUUGAGAUAAGCCAAGAGAGCUAGUUAUCAUACUAGAGGGUAGCCCUCUCAAAGCUAGCUUGGCCAGAAGGAUAUAUUUACAACACAAGAGUUGGCGACGAUGUUGAGAGAGUGUUCUUAUGCUCGUAAGACUGUAAUUUUAGAAUAUAUGGGAGGUAUAAAAUAAACAGAUAUUUCAUUGGUUUACUUUUUAAUUGAAUUGCUUACAUUAAAUCAAAUAAGAUUAUCAGCAAAAGUCACUGAGUUAUUGUGGCUGAUCUACUCAUCAAGAAGUAACUUUCUUUAAACGUUGAAUUAAACUAUUUUGAUCGAGGCAUUUGAUUAAGGUGAGUUGUAAUUAUUGGUAAAUUAAAAUAUAUUUACAGACUUUUCUAACAUUUAUUGGAAAUUACACUUUGCAAUUAUCGAUUUAAAGUCAUCUCUGGAAAAGGAUUCUAGUAAACACUACGAAACUAUUAAUGAUGCUUUAUCAGAUAUGUUAGUAAUCUUCUUUCCUGAUUAUGCAGCAAAAUCUGACAUGUAAAUGUUUAUGGAAAUUAACUAAUUGGAAAAUGAAGAGAAACAUUACUAGGCACAAGAAGAGAAGAUGGUUAAGAGCAAAGUAAAAUAGGAAGUGGCUAUCAUUGAGCAAUUUGUGUCAAAAGCAGAACUUGAUUUAAUUGAUGUUUCAGCAUAGAGUCCUAUGAGGGAUAAGCAAGAAGAAUAGUUAUAAUCUUUGAAGUCUGCCACUAUGGAUUAGUAAUAGAAGUAUGUUUGGAAAAUCAAUAAUUCAUUAUCAAUCGACGUGUUGACCAUAUUUUAUAGAUAAAAGUUACUGAGAUACUUGGGAUUUCAUGAUUUGAUGUAAAAAUUGGUUGAAAACUUAAUAUAAGAAACAAGUACUCUAUUUAGAGAGAAGGAUGUACUUGUAAGUAAUGCAAACAAGAAAGGAUGGGAAAUUAAAAGUGACAUCUUAGAAAAGAGCAUUUUGUUUUUGAUUUAUUUUGUAAUACGAAAUGAAGAAAACCAAGAAAUGAUACUCAAUUUAAGUAAGCGCAAAGAUUCAUUUCUUCAUGAAAUGUCUAAUGUUAAGAGAAAGUAGAUGCAAACUUUAAUAUAUAUAUUGUUUGCUGAACUGUUUCGAGACAAUUAUAAUAUCUUAUUCUCAUUAGAUAAGUACAAUGAUGAAAAUUCAAUUUUGGCCAAAUUAUUCUCUAUUUUUGGUAACAAUUUUGCAAAUAAAAAUUAUGAAGCAGCCAUCUAUUUCCUUCAAUUUUUACAAAUCCUUUUGAAAGUCAAAGAAAGCGAUGUUGUGUAAAAUAAUUAUGUUAUUGUUCAUCUGUUUUAAUCUACUAAAUAGUUAACCACAUUCCCUAAAGACAUUGGUACUCUCAUUCAAACUAUUUAUCUCUUUAGAUUGGAAUAAUUCUUCACAGGUAGUCAUGCACCUGCACCUCCAACACAGCACAAUUAACAAAAACAUCCCUAAAUCAAUGGAUUUAUAGAAAUGCCAAUAGAAAUUUUGUUCAUGACUGAACUACUAAGGUUGAUGAGAUUUAUUUGUUCCAAAAGAUCAGUUCUAAUCAAUGAAUUCGUUAAAAAGCUCUUUCCAGUGAAUAGAGUGGCUGAGAUGUUAAAGCAAUUGGAUGAGUGGUACCCAUUGAAAUCUGAGCUUAUACUCUAUUUUCAGAGUGUAUUUUUAGAGAAUCUACAAUUCAUUACAUUUGAAGAAAAACAAGAAGUUGUUAAAACUAUUACUGAAGUGAUUUUUAAAUAAAUGACUGUAAGUUUUGUGGAGAAUUAGAAUCUUAAGAAAAUGGCAAAUGCAAAAUUAGUAAAUAGCGUUGUGUUCAAUAUUUUUGGCAUAAGAAAUCAGUAUACAAAUUAAGAGUUCAUUAUGUCAAUACCCCAUGAGAAAGCAAGUUUCAUCUAUGUGAUUUUCGGAGUGUUGGAAGUUACAAAGAACUUUGUAAAGAAGGUUUGUCCAAAGUAUUUCUUUAAAGAUGAACAAGAGUACUUUGAGGAUUUUGUUUAGAAUGAACUUCUUUUUAUGGCAUAAACCAUUAGCGAAACCAUUCAGAGAGUUUAUGAGUUCGCUUCUGAUAUCCACAAUGGAGGUUCUGGAGGCAGAAUGAAAAAUUCCAAUAUUAAAAGGAAAAGUGGAUAAAAAACAACCAAACUAUAUAAUUUAACACAUAAACUGUUGUCUAGUAAUUAGGAUGAGUAGAAUCAAGAAUUAAGUAUUUUGGCUAAAGAGGACAAUGAAGUUGAUAAGGACAAUAUUAUUAGAAUAAUUGAAACGAUAUAAUCGGUUUAGACUUUAGACAUUGCCUUUUAGUUGCAAAGAAACGAUUUGCAGUAAGGAGAAUAAGGGAUUCUAGAUAAAUGGACUAAUUCCAUAAAAUCAUAGAGGACAAAACUAGUAGAUGAACACCUUGUAGCUUCGGAGAGAGAGAAUGAAAUUCAAUAAUUAGUAAAUCUAAUUGUUACGUUAAAAAGGGAUGACACCACAAAGUUUAAGAGAAUGGUAACUGCCCUUAUUUAGAUGUUAUCUGAAACAUCAAUAUCUCCAUCAGUCAAAUUGAAAUCUAUCAACAUUGUAAGAAAACUAUCAAAUUAUAAAGAAGAUCUUCACAUAACUAAAUCGAUUCUUAAAGAUUUGGGAGAAUUAGGAUUCACUGAUUUUCUUUGCGAUUUAAUCAAACUAGAGGGGGAUUCCGAAUAAAAGCUGGAAUACAUUAAAGCUUUUGUAGAUUAUAUAGAUGAUUCAUCAAGGGAAAUUUAGAACUCCUUCUUAUUAUAUUUGUAGAGAGAUCUUUAGAAUACGUUUAUCAAUAAUAUGUAGAACUUCAUCACAGAUAUGUUCUAAGAUGUCAGAAUGGCUGAGAUAUCAAAAAUAGAAAGGAAGAAUAGAAAUAUCAAUAGAAUACUCAAUAAUAAGAUAAAUGGAUGCAUUUUGAUUUUUGAAAUGUUUCGUUUAGGUUGUGAAGAUCAUUUUAGUGAUAUGUAAAACUUUUUGAGGAUUUAACCAAAUAGUAAACAGCCCAUUAAUUUUAUCAUGUUUACAGCUGAUCUUUUUGAGAAAUAUGUUGAAAUAAUGAAUGAACAUAAUGCUGCUUUAGGUUAAAAAAUUCUCGAUUUUUUAAUUGAAUGUGUAUAGGGUCCUUGUCUAGAGAAUCAAACUGAAUUAUGUUAAUCUACUAAGAUAUUGGAGGCAUUGGAAUAAAUUAUAGUUUAACAAAGAGUCGAGAAAGAGAUGUUUCAAAGAAGAGACAUUGUAUUCUCCUCUUUAAGAAGUAAAGUAUUCUUACUUCAAUUAUCUCUAAUGGAAGGUAAUAGUGAUUAAGAGAUUGCUAGAAAGAUAUCUCAUUACUUCAAUCCUGAGAUUUUCUUUGAGAGAGUAUACUUGGUGUACUGGAAAAUCAUUAAAAAGAUAAGAAAUACUUAGAUGCAAAUAAAUCUAGAAGUGAAAGUAUUGGAUAGAGUGAAAUCAGAAGCAGAAGAAGCCAUAAAUCAUCAUGGGGUUAUUUAGACAAAGGACACAAAAGAGACUUUGCCUAAUUAGAAUUUAUUCAUGGAAUUCUUCUCUGAGAAUUUUCAUAGUGCUCGUUCACAUUAGCACUUGAAAGUCUCGUCAUAAUCUUUUGUAAAUGCUAUUUAAGAGGAAGAGAUGGAAGAAAUGGUUGGCGAGACUUUUAUGAUGUAUCUAUUACUCAAGAAACUCAGCAAAUACAUUCCUAGGAUCAAAGAUAUUGAAAGUAAUCCAAAAUUGAGAAGAGCUCUUAAUUACUACAAAAAUGAGACUGCUUCAAUUGAAAUUGUGAAUAUGAAUGGCAAAUUAGAGAAAAUCUAUUUUUAGGUUCCAACUCUAAUGAAAUAUUUAACAGAGGAAACCAAACUAUAAUUUAUGGAAGAGGUAGAAAGAGAUUCUAUUAAUGAUAAGAUCAAUGGAUUACUAGAUAACAUGGAUUAUUUCUAUAUGGAAAUGGUGCAUUUUAUGAAAUUAAGAAAAAUUGGUAUUAGAUUUAACAACAAUUUCAUUGUUUAUCUCAGAAAUGUAUGUAUCAUUUUGGCUCUCCUUUUGAAUAUCUUAAUUACAAUAAAUGACACUGAAGAAAAACUGGCGAACUUAGCCAAAGCCAUAGCUAUAUUGGAUUGUAUUUUGUAUGGAUUGAUCAUGCUCAUUUGGAUAUUUAUUAGAAUGUAAUUGGAGUAUGAUCGAAUCUAUAAGUAGGUGUCUGAUUUGAUCUAAUUGAAUUACAAUAAGAAAUCCAAUCAAGGUUAGUCUUAAUAAGUUAAUCCAAAAACAGUCAUAUAUCCAUUCUAAAUUACACUAUUGCAAACAUUUCAUAUUGUUAAAAGAAUGUUAUUCAGUAGUUAUACUUUUUAUUGGUUUUUAUUGCUGGUAGUCAAUUUGCUGGGUCUGCUGUAUAAUAAACUCUUCUAUGGAUUUCUACUGUUGGAUAUCAUAGAUCAUUCUUAAGUGUUACGAAACGUUAUCAAAAGUAUUUCACUCAAUUAUAAGCAACUGCUGAUGACUGCCUUGUUGGGAGUAUUAAUAAUGUAUAUAAAUGUUGUAUGUAAUUAGGUAUUUGUAUUCAUUGGUAGCAUAUCAAAGCGUUGAUUUUAAAUAGUAAUUAAAAGAGAAUAAUAAUGGAGCAGAAGAUGAGACUUCUGAUCCUUUAGAUUAAACAGUUUGUUUUUCUGCCUUUUAAUGUCUGGUUUUCGUAAUUCAUCAAGGUUUGAGAGCAGGAGGUGGUAUAGGAGAUGUUCUUGAAGCACCUCCAACGCAUUCAAAUUAAGAUUACUAUUCAUAGCGAGUUCUCUAUGACGUGAGCUUCUUUAUUCUCAUUAAUAUUAUUUGGUUGAACAUUAUCUUUGGUAUCAUUAUCGACACCUUUGCUGAGUUGAGAGAUUAGAAGAAUCAAAAAGGUAAUCAUCAUGUAUUAUGUAAGACUUUGAUUCUCAGAACAGAUGUUAUAUUUGUGACUUAACAAGAACGGUAUUUGAAAAGGAAGGUAUAUCCUUCGAUAAUCAUGUUAACAAGUAUCACAACCCUUGGAAUUACUUGGCCUAUUUGAUAUACUUAAAGGUGAAGCAGAAGACUGAGCAUACAGGCACUGAAUCAUAUGUCUAUAGCAAAUUCUUGCAAAAUGAUAUUAGUUGGCUACCCAUCUAGAAAGCUCUGGAUUUGGAGUUGAUAGUAGAACAAUAGCCGAAAUAGGCAGUUGAUUUCAAUGCUGAAGACCAUAAUUAAAAAUCGCUUCAUUGA